Molecule: messenger RNA, 1343 nt
Organism: Umbelopsis ramanniana AG
Lineage: Eukaryota; Fungi; Mucoromycota; Umbelopsidomycetes; Umbelopsidales; Umbelopsidaceae
Exons: 7
Coding region: 67-1149 (360 amino acids)
Biological process (GO): proteasome-mediated ubiquitin-dependent protein catabolic process
Cellular component (GO): cytosol; proteasome regulatory particle, base subcomplex; nucleus
Molecular function (GO): polyubiquitin modification-dependent protein binding
Source: RefSeq, a predicted model, not a curated record
UGCUUUUCUACGCGUGAGCCCUGACCUGCAAAAAGCUACCUUUUCGUUAUAACACAAUAGUUAAAGAUGGUUUUGGAGGCGUCUAUGAUAGUACUCGACAAUUCAGAGUGGAUGCGAAAUGGUGACUACACGCCGACUCGCAUGGGAGCACAGAACGAUGCAGUCAACCUGUUGUUCAGAAUAAAGACUCAAUCGAAUCCAGAAAACACAGUCGGCCUCAUGACACUAGCCGGGAAAUCACCGGAAGUACUAGUAACGCUUACAUCAGAUCUGGGUAAAAUAUUGUCAGCUUUACAUUCUGUAAAGAUAGCUGGUGCUGGCGACUUUAUGACGGGUGUUCAGAUUGCACAGCUGGCACUAAAGCACCGACAAAACAAAAAUCAGCGACAGAGAAUCAUCGCAUUCGUUGGUAGCCCUGUUCAGGCUGAUGAGAAGGCACUGAUCAAACUUGCAAAGAAGAUGAAGAAGAAUAACAUCGCCGUCGAUAUUGUCAACUUUGGUGAAGAAUCCGAAAACACCGCCAAGCUGGAAGCAUUCAUUAACAAUGUCAACAGCGGUGACAACAGCCACAUCGUCACUAUACCACCUGGUCCACAUAUUUUGAGUGAAAUGCUCAAGUCCACACCAAUCGCCGAAGGAGAGGACGGUGUUCCUGCUGGUUUUGCAUCUGGCAGUGGUGAUAACGAGUUUGGUAUGGAUGGAGGAAUGGAUCCUGAACUGGAACUGGCGUUACGUAUUUCGUUGGAAGAAGAAAAGGCACGCCAAGAAGCUGAAGCGGCAAAGAACAAAGCAACGGCUGCUGAAAGUUCAUCGUCAAAAAGUCAGGCAGCAGAUAUGGCAGUCGAUUCUGGCGCACAUGGUGAGGGAGACGACACUGAAGAUGCUGAAUUACAAGCCGCGCUUGCCAUGUCCAUGGGCGGUGCUCAAAAUGAAGAUGUCGAUAUGAGCGACUUAACUGAAGAAGAACAAAUCAGUCGAGCAAUCGAGUUAUCAAUGGGCGGUAGCCAAGAGGAGGCCAACCCUGAUUUCAUGUCAUCAGUUCUAAGCUCACUCCCUGGUGUGGACCCCAACGAUCCACGAAUCAAAGACGCGUUGAACAACAUGUCAGAAAAGAAAGAUAACAAGGGUGAUAAAAAGGAUGGUCAAUGAUAUAACCGGAUUGUUGAAUUUACAAUAAUAAAUACAUAAAAAAAAUUGGAGCUUUCGUUGGACCUAUAGUUCUUGAGUGUAUUGAAAAGGAAGGUAUCACGGAAGUCGCUACAGUAUCUCAAGGGAUAUGUGAUGAUACAUUGUAAAAGCUCUUCAUUGAUAGACUAGAAAGAAAGAUUUAAAGACUAUGUCAU